Molecule: messenger RNA, 2200 nt
Organism: Lagopus muta (rock ptarmigan)
Lineage: Eukaryota; Metazoa; Chordata; Aves; Galliformes; Phasianidae
Exons: 2
Coding region: 624-1340 (238 amino acids)
Source: RefSeq, a predicted model, not a curated record
CAGCCAAGCUUAGGCUUCCCAGGGGGGAACGGAGGACUCGAUGCGUGCAGCAAGCGGGGUGUUCCCGCUCAGUCCCACGAGUGGAGCGAGUGUCCUCGUGUCUUGCCCCUUUUUAUUUUUUUAUUUCUGAGGGCAGAGCAGAGCUAGCGCGGUAGUUCUGAGGCUGAGGCCGCCCUGUAGCCAGGGCUUGGGUCCGUGCCUGCGCGGCCGCCUGUCCUGCUGGCGAUGUGUCAGCGUGGCAGCCCUGUACUCGGGGUGUGUGUCACGAUCCCUGGGAAGCUCCCUGUCUGUCCCCAGAGCAGCCCGCCCUCCUGUAAGCAGGUCUGGGGAGGCUGCAGUGUUGCAGUCGGCUGCUUUAGCCAGCUUGUGGGAAUGACCCCUCCCUGGCCCGUUAGAGGGUGCAGGUUGAGGUGCUGCUUGAAGGUGGGGUGACCUCCCCGCUGUGUGGGUCGAGGUUGCUCCCUGGGUUCCCGAAGAUGUGGUGUCGUGGUGCAGCCGGGCGGGCCGGCCCGUCCCUCGGGCGCUGGCGGGAGCUGUGUGCUCCGUGGGGCAUUUUUGGAGAUGGUGAGGCGUGGGGUGCCGUCCUGUAGGCAGGGCUGCGUGUGCCCCCUGUUCUUGGGGAGAUGUGUUCUGAGGAACCCCCUGUACUCAGGUGGGUAUCUCUGGCCCCGUCCUUUCAGAGGCGUUGGGCUGUGAGGUGUGGGGCUGGGCUUGGUCCCUUUGUGGACUCGGGGCUUGGAUCCCGAGCGCGGCCUUUGGCCGUGCUGCCCCGCUGCCUGGCUGCUGAGAGUCGUUCCCGCUGCUGUGGGGGAAACCGAGCUCCGUGGCUCCGUGGGUGUCGUCGGCCCGCCUGUAAUCAGGGUCAGGGUGUGGGAGCCUUUGUGCUCUGGUGGCAGCCUGUGUGGGGUGACCGCCCUGUUAGCGGGGUGCAGGUCAAGGUGCCCCCGACCGGGAGUGAAGGAGCCUCCCUCAGCCUUUGGGACCACGGCUGCCCUGUAAGUAAGGGCCUGGCGCUGGAGUCCCAGGCGCUUUGCAAUGGAAGCGGCGGCUGGGGCCCCCCUGUAAGCGGGGGUGGAGCCGACUCUUUGUCCGCCGCUUUGCGUGCCCAGCUCCCUUUGCCCAGGCAGCCCGACUCUGCGCCCUGCUGCAGCGCCGGAUGGACCUCUGCGGCGUGUCGGUGUGGACCUGCUGGUGAAGAAAGAAGCAGCGGGAUGUGGAGCUCCGAGGCAAGCGUGAGGAAGAAGAGGAAGGAAGACGACGACUACGGAGGGGCAAAGGGAGAGGCUCCCUGGGCAAAAGCAUGUCACAUAACUGUAGAGCGCUGCCGGCCCCUUGGGUAACCAGGCCGGCUUUGUGCUGGGCGACCUCCCUGCAACCAGGGCUCGGGUCUUUUCUUUUGCUGUAGUUGGCCUUUUGCCUUGUUGCUCCUUUUGGCUGCCCGGGGAGUGUGGCCCCCUGUACGGAGGGCGAGAGCCACUUCUCCGCACCUGAGUGGGAAACGGAGCUCGCUGGACCCCGAGGGCCCCCUGUAAGCAGGGUAGCGCCCUUUCCCUGCCACUCUUGGUCCCGCCGCUCGGCACGGUUGCCUGCUGGUGACCUCCAGCGUGACGGCCCUGUACUCGGGGCUGUGUGUCACCGCCACUUGUCCCUUGGCCACCUGGGAAGCCCCUUGGCACGUUGAGGCCCGUGGCCUCCGUGCAGCCUGGGGGCGGGUCAGAGGCUCUUGUCUGCUGCUCGUGGGUUUUUAGUUUUUUUGCCCGGGUUUUUUUUUCUGCGCAGCGUUCUCCUUCCCUUCUGGAAAGUUGUACCUGUGUGUUUGCGUCCCCUUCCUUUCCUUGCUUGCGUUUGCGUGGGUGACAAGAGAGAGUGAGCUUUUCCUUCAGGCCUCCCUGAAAAUAGCUGCAGCCAAGCUUAGGCUUCCCAGGGGGGAACGGAGGACUCGAUGCGUGCAGCAAGCGGGGUGUUCCCGCUCAGUCCCACGAGUGGAGCGAGUGUCCUCGUGUCUUGCCCCUUUUUAUUUUUUUAUUUCUGAGGGCAGAGCAGAGCUAGCGCGGUAGUUCUGAGGCUGAGGCCGCCCUGUAGCCAGGGCUUGGGUCCGUGCCUGCGCGGCCGCCUGUCCUGCUGGCGAUGUGUCAGCGUGGCAGCCCUGUACUCGGGGUGUGUGUCACGAUCCCUGGGAAGCUCCCUGUCUGUCCCCAGA